Myotis davidii is the source of this 9618-nucleotide messenger RNA. It is a transcript of the gene UBXN7, whose product is annotated as UBX domain protein 7. NCBI's taxonomy places the organism in Eukaryota, Metazoa, Chordata, Mammalia, Chiroptera, Vespertilionidae. Gene Ontology annotation, molecular function: ubiquitin binding. Gene Ontology annotation, biological process: proteasome-mediated ubiquitin-dependent protein catabolic process. The transcript has 11 exons. The record is from RefSeq and is a predicted model, not a curated record. The coding region runs from base 41 to 1510 and encodes 489 amino acids. Gene Ontology annotation, cellular component: nucleus.
GUCUGUGUUGUUGUUCCGCGGCAGCGGCGGCGGCGGUAAGAUGGCUGCCCACGGGGGCUCCGCGGCGUCCUCGGCGCUGAAGGGGUUAAUUCAGCAGUUCACCGCCAUCACCGGUGCAAGUGAAAGUGUUGGGAAACAUAUGCUUGAAGCCUGCAACAAUAAUCUGGAGAUGGCAGUCACAAUGUUUUUGGAUGGUGGUGGAAUCGCUGAAGAGCCCAGUACCAGUUCCGCAAGUGUCUCCACUGUUAGACCACACACAGAAGAAGAAGUUCGUGCCCCAAUUCCUCAAAAGCAGGAAAUAUUGGUAGAACCAGAACCUUUGUUUGGUGCUCCUAAAAGACGGCGGCCUGCACGUUCAAUAUUUGAUGGUUUUCGGGAUUUUCAAACUGAAACUAUUCGGCAAGAACAAGAGUUAAGAAAUGGUGGAGCCAUAGAUAAGAAACUAACUACCCUGGCAGAUCUGUUCCGGCCACCCAUUGAUUUGAUGCAUAAAGGCAGCUUUGAAACAGCCAAAGAGUGUGGGCAGAUGCAAAAUAAGUGGCUGAUGAUAAACAUCCAGAAUGUACAAGACUUUGCAUGCCAGUGCCUCAACCGUGAUGUAUGGAGCAAUGAUGCUGUGAAGAAUAUUAUCCGGGAACAUUUCAUUUUCUGGCAGGUUUAUCAUGACAGUGAGGAAGGUCAGAGAUACAUACAAUUUUAUAAGCUAGGGGAUUUCCCCUAUGUUUCCAUCUUGGAUCCACGGACAGGUCAGAAGCUAGUAGAGUGGCACCAGUUAGACGUAUCCUCUUUCUUGGACCAAGUGACGGGAUUUCUGGGUGAACAUGGGCAACUGGAUGGACUUUCUAGCAGUCCCCCCAAAAAAUGUGCCCGUUCAGAGAGUCUUAUAGAUGCAAGUGAAGACAGCCAGUUAGAAGCUGCCAUCAGAGCCUCCUUGCAAGAGACACAUUUUGAUUCAUCACAGGCAAAACAGGAUAGCCGCUCAGAUGAAGAGUCUGAAUCUGAACUUUUUUCUGGCAGUGAGGAAUUUAUAUCUGUUUGCGGCUCUGAUGAAGAAGAGGAGAUAGAGAAUCUUGCCAAGUCCAGAAAAUCUCCCCAUAAAGAUUUGGGGCAUAGAAAAGAGGAAAACAGAAGGCUGCUAACUGAGCCCCCACCCAGAACUGAGCCUGUAACAACAACAAACCACCAAGGUUUGUCAGUCAUGGAUUCAGAAAUAUUGGAGAUGUCACCUGAAAAAUCAGAUGGAAUAGUGGAGGGCAUAGAUGUAAAUGGACCAAAAGCACAGCUGAUGUUGCGGUAUCCAGAUGGAAAAAGGGAACAAAUCACUCUUCCAGAGCAAGCUAAAUUGCUAGCUUUGGUGAAGCAUGUCCAGUCUAAAGGAUAUCCAAAUGAACGUUUUGAACUUCUCACCAACUUCCCUCGAAGGAAACUCUCUCAUCUGGACUAUGACAUUACAUUACAAGAGGCAGGCCUUUGUCCUCAAGAGACUGUCUUUGUACAGGAAAGAAAUUAACAUCAUGGCCCGACCUCUCUCAGCUUACCCCUUUUUUCCCUUUUCCUGUGAGAUACCAUGUCACUGAGUAUGCAUUUUGGUUCAUAGGACCAUAGAGCCAAAGUUGGGCAAGCAAGUCACCUGCCUUCUCUUUUAUUCCUUGCUCUCUCCUGUAAUAAGUCUUUUUCACUUCCUACCCCUUUUUUCCCUCUCCUAUCCUAUUUUUGUCUUUUUCCUACUUUUCUUUCUUUCUUACCUAAUCAGGUGACCAAAUGGAAGUAUAAGGAUAACACCUCCCAGUACUGGCCGCAGGAAAUGAGUGUUCCAAUAAGUGGUCUCUUGCAUGGCACUUUUUUGGGAUCAAAUGAUAAUGUUACUACUCCUCAGACUCCUUUGGUAAAGGAAUGGCUAGAUUCAGAAUAAGAACCACCUCCCUUUUUUGUAAGCCCUGUUUUUAGUAGGAAAAAUCAAUUCUCUAACAUGUUUUGUUUUGUUGUUCAUAUAACAAAUAUCACAACAGAAUAUCCAGGCUUUUAUUUACAUGGAAAAAACAUCCCUUGUAAUAAUUAUUCAUCUCAUUUAAAAAUCAUUUCGAAGGAUUCCCGCCCUCCCAAGCUAGAAUUAUUUCCAUGAGAUGUGUUAUUGGCAAAAUGAGUGUUAAAUGUUGGGUGAGUAGCGUGGGUUGGCAUUCAAUACCCUAGCCUGAGACAACUUUCUUCAUUACUACUCUAUAAACUAUAUUGAUCCCGCUAGUCCCAGAGUGGACCUUUAGUGAGCAUAUUGUGGUGACUGGGAUAGGAAGGUGCUUGCUGUUUUUUUGCCAGUACGGCAUAUUAGUUCCUUCGGCCCUUCCAUUGUUUGGGUCCACAAGUGAUCUAUAGGAAGGCAGCUAUUCAAUAAUCAUGCAAACAGUGGCUUGUAGUUUAACCACUAUGGUUAUUGAUUGUCCUAUGUGCUUUACGCAUACUUAUGUAUAUCCUGGGGGAAAAAGAAAAAGAUGCAGCUGAGAGUAGCUAACCAUAUUCCUUUGGUUAGAAAAAAUGAUUCAUUUAUUACCCCUGGUUGAACAGUCUCUAAAGGCUCUGGUGACUGAAUGAGCUUAAAUCCUCAUGCUGUUUCUUGCAAAAGGUCUCAAAAUUGAAAGCCUAAGGGGAAAACCUUUAAAUUAAAUCCUUAAGACAGCAUUUAGUAAGGGUUGUGGGGAAGAUUGCCAGUAGUCUUCAGAUGUUGUGGGGGUUUUUUGCCUACAAAAGCCACAUUCAAAUUGUAGUUGGUGAAAGCUUUUUUCAGUAUUGUUGAGAAGGUGCCAUCUUGAAUCUCCAUAACACUACUCAACGUAUCAGCUUCAUUAUAUGCUUAGUUCUUAUUUUGAGCGUUAGUCUUCUGAUGGGGUAGUGAUGAUUCUGGUGGCAAAAUCAGAACUUUAACUUGCUAUAAAACCGUAAUAUAAAAUGGACCUUAUUUAAUCAGUUGGGGAUUUAGAUUGAUCCUUCUACUUGAGGAACAUAAAUUGCUAUUGCUCAGAGACCUUUUAAGUUCCCAUCUAUUUUAAGAUCACUCUCUUGGUAACUAGGGGUUUUUAAAAAAACAUGCUUAUGUGUUGCUAGUACUUAAUUAGAGAAUAUGAUUUCUAAUGGUUGAAUUUUGAGGGACCUACCCUAAAGAAUGAGUAAUGUUUCUCCUCAAGGAAAUCAUGGAAAAUUCUGUUUAUUCUUCAGUGAGUCCUUUUGGAUUAAUGUUCUUACAUUUUUUCUAAGUGUGUGUAAGUGCUUAUGUAUAAGUAUAUAAUUGUAUAAAUAUUUAUAAAUAUAUUUAUAUAAUUACAGUUUCAUUUAUAUCUUGAGUCAAAGUUCUCUCUUUAGAUUGGUGACUGAGUAAUACCACUUUGGUGUUUUUUUAUAGACUCUUGAGGCUAACUAGCAGCUUUUGAAUUAUUGAGGAAAUAAUGGUUUUCAUGUUAAUUCCUCAGUUGUAUCUGAACUUGGAUAAUAGACUUACUAUCUAAGGAAUAGAGCUGUAUACUAUCAAAGAUGCAUUAGAGGGUAAAAAGACUAUUGGUAGUAGACAAGGUCAAGAAUCUAAAAAUUCAGGGAGGUACAGGGUAAGAAGUGAGGGUACGCCCAGGUUGGGUGCUAUGAUGGCACCUAUCUCCACUCAGCAAAGUCACAGCUAAAGCCCAAAUCUGUCAAAAAUGUGAAGUCAAGAACUUUCCCUGUAGGACUCUAUUUUAUUCUUUUACCUGUUAGCUUCUUUUUAUAAAACAUACCUAGGGAACCUGAGACAACAUGCUCAUUAAUGAUAGGAUGUAGUUCUUUUUGAUAAGCUCAAUCCUAGCAUAUCCAAGCAUGAGAAACCAAAGUGACUUUUUCAACUGUGAAAUGACCAAGUAUAUAUAUAAAGGGAUUUAAGUAAGCAUAUUAAAGAGAUGGGGCAUGAGAUAUUGACUCAGAGACAGCUGGGAUGUUUAGAGUAUAAGAUCUAAAGGUGUUUAUUUUACUUUGAGGCAGGAGUAUAAUUAUUCUGGGCUUGAUAUAGAGGCCAAUGGAAUGGAGGGAUUAUAGAUUGUACAUGGGAAGAGUGAAUAAGGAAUAUUGCUUUACUCAAGAACUUAAUCCACUUAGGGAGUAUACUUCCUCCAGUUUGUCUUAUUUUCUCUGCAAGUUCCUUUGCUUUUUGGAGAAGUUUUAUUGAAUAGAUUAAAUGAGGUUAGUAAGAUAAUUAAAAAUUAGUUUAAAAUAGUCUCCUUGUAGGUAUUGGGAACAGCUUGAAAGAGAUAAAAGGUACUGAGGAAAAGAACAAGGUAGGUUUUGAGAAUAAGUGAUGUGACAAAUACAGGGAGAUAAAAUGAAAACUAGUGGGGGCGGGGGGGAGAAUGACAGGAAACCUCUUUUGAAAUUGAUUUAGGAAGAAACCAGAGAAGAGAAAGAACAGUCAAGUGAGGGAAGAUAUGGAACUAAUUUUGAGUAAUUAGCAUGUAGUAGCUACCUUAUACACAUUUUCUCUUAAUCUUUAUAAGAACUCCAUAAAAUGAACAUUUCCCCUGUUUUGUAGAUAAGAAAUAAAAUUGAAGUUCAGAGAACUUGUUCAGGAUGCCACAGCCAGUACGUGGCAAAAUCAAAAUUGGCAUCCAGAGUCCAUGCUCUUUUCACUCCCAUGCUGCUAUCUCCUCUAACAGGGGCAUCAGUCUGAAAGUUGUAUUUCUUUUGAUUGGCUCUGUAAGGUAUCAUUUGGUUAUGUUUCCGUAAAGCUGGUGGGAUUUCUGCUAUGCCUAUAAAUUCCCAUUAUUUUGAGGGACUGAUUAUUGUUUUCUUGAAAUGAUGGACUGAUAAAAAUGUGAAAGGAAAGUAACUAUGUGGCAUUAUUUGCUAAGAAUAAAUAGAAAGGUAAAAAAGAAUUUUAUCUUUUUUUAAACCACUUUUCAGAAAAGAUAUAACUAUCUUUUCUGCAUCCCACCUAUACCAGAUUAUUAAAUCCUUUUAUGUAUAUCUUUUAAAAUAAUCUGUAAAAUUCUCCUUCCUUGACUGUGUAAGCCAGUAAUUUAAUGAGUUCUUAAUCAAAGUUGGAAACAUCUUGAAAUCUAAGAUGUAGUUCCUGCCUGGUUUACCCAGUUGGAGAAACACUACACAUGAGAUAACUGGAGAACUGUAAAUGCUUACAUGUCUGGAACUGAACUAUAAUUGCAGUAGACAUUUAGAAAGGGGAACGAAUAGUACACGCUUCAGUUAGGACAGUCUUCACAAAAAUGUAAAACUAGAAAGUGGCAAAUACUGUAGCUCAAAUUUUCUUUUGACUCACCUGUAUUCUUUAGUUGCAACUUUUGUAACUACUUAGGGCAUGACGUUUAUUAGUAAGGCAUAUCUAAUACACAAAAAGGAAAGGAUUAUUGAUGCCCAGGACUAAAAUUUUAGCUAGCAGGGAUCUCACUUGAACUCUUAGGAAAAUACUAGAAGGAGCCACUAGCAACUGAAAGUGAAGGAAAGAUUGAAUUUCUCUACCUAGGUACAAAUUAAAUAUAUAUUAUAUAUGAUAUGAUAUGCAGAAGGGGCACUGUAUAUAGGCAUAAGUGCAGUUGGGUAAUAGCUCUGCUACUACUUCACAGCAUAUUGGACUAGAUCAAGAGUUUUAGUCUCUUCAAGUAAAAGAACUUGUGAUUUUAAAAUAUGGCAGAGAUGGGGAACUAUGGAGUUAAGUAUUAAUAUUUCAUUGAUGGAGAAAAUGUAAAUGUGCAUAUGGAAUUGCAGACUCUUGCAGAAACUCUAGAAACCCACAGAUUGUAGAUCACUGAAUUAGAUGAUCUCUGAAGUCCUUUCCACUCCAAAAUUUUAUGCUUCUAGUCUCUUUAUUAUAUAUUAUCCCUAGGUUAAUUAAAAGUAUACUUGCUAAUCAGUUCCUUUGCUUUUUUUGUGUCCAGGUUUCAUUUGCCUAAUAACUAACCUCACUUGACUGAAAUCUACAAAAAGGAGAGUAUAAUGGUUAUAGAUCUAGUAAUGAUCUUUUAAACACAAUUUAUUAAUUUAAAAAACUUAAUGCAGUAUUCCUGUACAUUGUUGAGUAUGACUAAAAUGUAAUUAAUGAGAACCAAAUAUCUCACUGACACCAGAGUUAAGUUUUAUUUUACCUGUGUGCUUAAACAGAGCACUUCACUCACUGAGCAAUUGUUAGGACAUCGUUUUGUGUAAGUUGUAAACUUUACUUUUGGCAGAAACAGCUUUUUCAAAUUCAGUUAGGCUGACUUUUAAAACUAUUUCUUAUCCUACACAGUGUAUCUCCAUUGUGUCAUUCUCUCUUUCUUGCCCUCUUUCACUUAACUACUUAAUAGUAAAUAUAGGAUGCAGAUUAAUGAGUAAGUAAUGUGUAAAAAAGUGAGAGUGGGAAGAAUCAACCCUCUGAUAAACAUGGCAGUUUUCCAAAAAUAGAUGCCUUGAUGAAAAGGCUACUUAAAGACAUCUCUGUACUGUGAAUAUUCAACUACUAUAGGUUUGCCUUGCUUAGCACUUCAGUUAUUGUCAUGAAACUUAAUUGCACUGUACACAUUUUAGAAUACUGGCAAGAAUAUUCCUUAGUCCCGAAAGUAACCAGCAGAGAAUACCAAGCCAAUAUGUUGAUUUCUCCUGUUAUGAGAAAUUUGAUAUUUUCAUGAUGAUUAUUUUGAUCUUUGACUCAUCUGUGUGUCAGUCCUGCUAGAGAGGCCACUUAGAAUCAAGAGUAUUUUUCAUAGAGAUUAUGAUUAACUUGGUAGUUUUCCUGUUGAAGUGAACUUGUGGUUAAAGUUACUGGAUAUAAUGAUAUGGAACCCUUAAUUAGAAACUUUUAAUCCUUUUAUACUUUUUCAUUCUCUGUUCCUAAUUUUUCAACAUCCAUUCUCUGGAAAUUAGUCAUGGUUUUAAUAAAAUUGGCUACGUUUAAGAAAUUCACUUCUCUUUUAAUGGUUACAUUUUAAAAUUUUUAUAAAUAUACAAAGGAAGAUUUUGAGGCAAACAUCAUUUUUAUAGCUCAUUUUCUGUCUACUUAAGAAUGCUUUUAUUCCAAAUAUAAAAUGGCUAGCUCUAUGAGACCCCUCUCCCCUUUUUGGCCUACAUAAGGCUCUUGUAUUAUUGCGUAGGACCUCAGUCAUUCUCAUGAACCUGAUUUUUGGUACAGGCCUUUCUCUGACAUAUGAUCUGAAAGUAGAUUGAGUAAUCCAAUAGGAACUACAUUAAUAAAACAAUUUGGCAUUUCGGUAAAGUAUUUUCAAAAAAUAACCACAUUUGCUUAAAGGGUUAGAGAUACAAAUACCAAUGGUAAUAUUUUGCCUAAGAACAGUCACAUAUUUAUUAACAUAUGGGAAGUUGCCUUGCACUUAAUUUUGUUGCAACAGACAGCAAGAUUUUGUUGCUGAAUGGUAUUUCCUUUAUAAAGAUCAAAAUGCCCUAAGAUUUAUAUCCCUUAUAAGGUCACUUGGGUUUUCAAAUAAGAAUAAAUCAAGCUAAGCUAGAUUGAACAUAAAACAUUUAUCUCCAUUAAAAUAACUUAUUAAUCUAACUGAGCCUACCAUGAAUCAUUCAUUUUAUUAGAUGUGGUAAGUAAAAUGGGAAACAUUUCAAAUCAUUAGAUACAUUCUGACCUGGAAGUGAAUUCUCCCUUCCUUAAAAUCUUUUUUAUUUGCUUUUUUCAUGGCUUCAAUAUGGGCAUUUUAACUGACAAGGGAGAGAUGCUUGAUCUGGAACCAUUCCCUGCCACUCUGCCUUUCCUUCCUGUCAAAGUCUCUGGUGUUAGAGUGCAUUGCCGCCGGAUCUGUUUCAAGUUAAUGACAUCAAAAUGUUGACGCUCAGUUGGAUAUGUUGCUAUUUUCAACAAAAUGGUUUUGCAGUAUGCUUUCUCAAAGCUUCUGUGUUCUUAAUAAUGAAAAAUAUCAAUAAAUGGCGUGAUUCAUAAUAUAAAUAGGUUUUUGACAUUAAUCAUCUGCUCUGAGUAACUUUGAUAAUUGCCCUGUAAGUUAAACCUCACAUGGAGUGACCAUUGCCACCAGAAAAUCUCAUUUUACCUGCUAAUUAGAAUGAAGUAGUGUGUGACCUCCAAUUUUUAGUUAAUGAGUAGUAAGCUUAUAGUAGGGGCUGUUUAUCUUACCCAUUUGGGGACUUGAACCUUGUUACUUUCCUGGGUUUCUCUCUUCAGGUUGGAAAGGUGAUUUAAAAUGCCUGCUGGGAAGCAGUAAAUCUAGUCAUAGAUUUAGGGAGAUGGGUACCAGUUUAUGCUAACAAGAUUCUUAGACUUUGAGGGGCUUCCAUCCAAGUUUUGGCAUGAAUCUGUUAGACAAAAUUUUAUUUACUCUUUAAGAAUCUUUUUCUUGGGACCGUUUUCCUUUUGAUAACAAUUUCUAAGUAUCUGGUAUCUUUUUUUUUUUAACCCUUGAAGAAACAAUAGUCUGUUUACAAGUAGGUAUUGAUUGUUCCAUGGAAACUCAGGAGUGUGUGUAGGCUCUGUGCAUGCUUUGUGUGAGUUCAGUUUGAACAAUGUGUUUUAAAUCAUCUGGGAUGUCCAAUUCUGGCAUGUCUUCACUAGUUGUAUUUUUUAAACAUUUUUCAUGUCAUUUUUCAAACCUCACUUCCCAUCUUACUCAGAGAGGUUAAUCAAGGAAUUAAAUUUUGGGAGGGGAUAGGGAUGGGGGUGGGCUGGGUACUUGAGUGAAGUCAAUUUGGGGUAUUUGCUUAAGGUGUUUCUCAAGCAGUUCCUAACGGUAUUUAAAAAAUCUCUGGGAUGUUUGUACUCAACUUAUUCUGGACAAAGUGGUGGUCUUAGUGAGAGAUUUGCAUUCUUAAUGCAGGAUGGCUCGAAAUUCAAUCUGUAGCAUAACUUUGUUAUUGAAUCCAAGAAGAUAAUGGACAGAGAUAGUGCUUCUCUUUUAGUGUUUCUGGCAAGUGCUCCCUAAAAUGCAUGUAUAGUUCUCAGUUUUCUGGGCUUUUAAUUCCAUGGUGCUAGGAGGUACCAUCUGCUGCUCUUCUCAAAAAUGGGAAGAAGGCUUGGGACCAGUGAGUAAGGGGCAACUGGAUCAUUCACUAAAAUUUUUGUGUUCAAGACACACUAGAGACCCUCCUGUAUAUCUAGUAAGUGAUAAUAAAGGUGCUAGGGAAAGCCUUAAAUUUGAAGACACACAGAAGCCGUAGAAAAUCUAAAACUUGGAGGAGGAGAAAAAUAUGCCAUUAGAUAAAGCAGAGCUAUAACUGCUGGCUAAGACCCAAUGGAACUUCCACUUGCUCUAAAACUAGGGAAAUCUUAGAUAACUGGGUGUGAUAUAUCUAUAGAUACAUAGUCUAUAGGUAAAUAAUUUCUAAAUUGAGGAUCUCUCGGUGAUCCUCUGUUUUGGCUGUACCAAAUUGCGAAUAUUCUUGCUGUGUUGUACCCAGUUGCUUUAUAUUGAUACUGCAACUUGAAUUGGGGAGGCAGGGUGGGACAAUUUGCGAGGGUGGGGGGUGGAGGGAAGGGAGUGGGAUGAUAAGUCCUUUGAAGACAUCAGCUCACUGUGCUGAGAGAGGGACCAAACUCAAGGAAACCUCUGAUCUAUAAAUUCAACUGCUGCAUUUUUUUAUAAAUACAUGUAAAUGUCCUGUUGUAAUAUUUGAUCUUGGAAAUAAAAUAAAAACUUUUCAGUA